CGCCGCGCAUUCCGGCAGCGGCAGACAACGCGGCACGAUCAAGCCGAGUUAAUCGUCAUCGAACAACCUCACUUCGUCGCAUCCACUUAGAGUGUGUACCACGCUGACUGUACGCACCGUCACAGCGAAGUCAAAGAAAUAGGAUCGGAUAUGGGCGUCGUUAAGACCGCUUCUGAGAGCGUCCUCGAGGAAACUAUCGUUCCUAGCGAGGAAGCGAAUUAUUCUGUGCAAGGCCACGCCGAAGAAUGGACGGAAACGUUUCCGUAUCAGCUGCUGGUUGGAACGGGAGUAGCGUUGAUGGCUCUAUUACUGUUAGCCGCCGUGAGCUUCCAAUGUUCUUCUACCUGGCGAUGGUUAAUGAGGGUGAGACGGCACAUGAAGGAGCAAGACGCUGAGAGCGACCUAUCGCAACAAAACGCUAUACGUAUCAGUCAUUCUCUGCCGGAUCUCCAAUCAGAGCCAAUCACUCACGAGUACGUCCAAGAGCAAAAAGAUAGCAAAAAGGUAUUGCGCCAGACGACCCUACCCAUUGUACCGAUGAGACACCAGAGUUUUCAAAGACAACUCUCCCAUCGUCUCGAUCUACCGAUUAAGUUUAGCAUUUGCAGUCUGGAGAAUCGUAGCGAUUCCAGCCUUGGCUUAAUCAAGCCGGAACUUUACAAAAAGGAGCUGGGACAAGAGGACGCGGAUAGUUGCAGUACCACGGAGAUGGAAUACGCUGGCAAGCUACAUUUUGCUUUACGCUAUGACAAGGAGAUGGAGGGUCUUGUGGUCAAAAUUCUAGAAGCUCGAGAAUUACCAGUGAAGGAUGUGACAGGUAGCAGCGAUCCUUAUGUUAAAGUGUAUCUUUUACCAGACCGAAAGAAGAAGUAUCAGACGAAAGUGCAUCGAAAGAAUCUAAAUCCCGUGUUCAACGAAACUUUUAUAUUCAGUGUAUCGUAUGAAGAACUGAGGGAGCAGUAUCUUCAGUUUUCCGUUUACGACUUCGAUCGAUUUUCCCGGAACGAUUUAAUCGGGCAAGUGGUAUGGAAGGAACUGCUGGACUGCACCGACCUCGAACAAGAGAUUGAGUAUACGAUGGACAUUCUGUGCGCCAUGCAGGACAAAGUGGACUUGGGAAAAUUGAUGCUGUCGCUCUGCUACCUACCGACUGCUGGCCGGCUAACAGUGACUGUAAUUAAAGCGAGAAACUUGAAAGCUAUGGAUAUAACAGGAUCGUCAGACCCAUACGUGAAGGUGUACCUGCUGUGCCAGGACAGACGAAUCAAAAAGAAGAAGACAUCUGUGAAAAAGAACACGUUGUUUCCCGUGUACAACGAGAUCUUGGUGUUCGACGUACCGGCGGAAAACAUCGAGGACGUCAGUCUCAUAGUAAAAGUAAUCGAUUACGACAGAAUCGGUUCGAACGAAUUAAUGGGCUGCACAGCGAUUGGCGCUGAUUUCAUUGGUAUUGGACGCGAACAAUGGCUAAAAAUGCUGGAGAAUCCAAGGAAACCGGUGACGCAAUGGUAUCCACUGAUGGAAACGGUUCCUGGCCAUAUUCCAGCUGUGAGUUCGGAACCUCUUCCAGUGAGUCUGAGUUGCUUGAACAGCAGAUGAAAACAGCACGGCUGGAAUAAGUAUCGCGGGAAGUCGCAGUUCUUGUCGGACGUCGGCUUGGGCGUUGUUUCCUUCUGUCGUCAUUUAAUGCACACCGCUUGACUGACUUAAGUACAAUUUCUAUCUUAAAAAAGGAGGGUUCGAGAAAGAAACACGAAAGAAACAAAACAAACCAAACCAAAAAUAAAAAAAAGCAAAAAUGUAAAAAAAAUCAGAAAAAAGACAUAACACACUCUGUGCUUUUUGGAAUAUAAUCAAGCGUGGCGAGCGUGAAAUAGUAAACAAACAGUAGAUCGUAGUAGAAUGUUUGUAAAAGCGUAAUAUGAUAGCGGAGUUGAUGGAUGGCCAGGUUGCUCAAACUAUCUUUGCAAAAAAAGUAACGAAAAAAUAUACAUAUAUAUAAGUAUAAAAAAAACAAUAUUAAGAAAGAGAGUAAGAGAGCAAGAUAGAAAUAAAAGAUAGAAUAGUUUAUUUUUUGAGAACGAAUCCAGGCUGGUCCUGUAUUCAAGCGUACACACGAAUACGAAAUAUAGUUUAACAACUAUACCACGAGCAUAUAUAUUUUAUCAUCAAGAGAAAAGAGAUUCAUUGACCCAGUAGAUGGUUGAGAAUGGAGCAAAAUUUUAUGAUGAUCCAAAAUAAAGGAACGCGCGAAUUGUUCGCUACUCGAUACUUUCACAAACACCUUUUUAUCAAUCGAACAAUACGACCAAGAUACCAGGAUAACGAUUGGGAUCCCUAUAGACACGUGAAAUUUCUACAGACAAUAUUGGAAAAUAAUUGUCUGGCGGAAUAUAAAGAAUAGUAGAAUUGUGAAUAGAGAAAAUGAGCUUUGCUAUAUACACAGCACUUCGAAAUAAUCGGUAAGAACAAAAGGAACGAAAGGUAAUACUCGUCGGCGAUUUAAAAUUUAUUUGUAUAGCAUUAUCUUUGCUUCCUUAACUGUACCUGAAUUGUAAAUCUUCUUUCAUUUGGAUAUUAGUAUCCUUUGCUGUUCAAAAAUAUUGUUACAAAUAAUUUGUAUUUUACGAAACAGAAAUAUUCUGCUAUAAGCUCCGAUUCAGUCGGAUCAUUUAUCUCUGCAUGCCUAUGUAACGAGUAUCGUAAAUAUUUAAACUCGCUGAGAUCUACAAAUACGAUGUCAACAACGCAUAAAGUUUGUUAGUUAUACAAUGUGAAACAUAUAUGGUUGCAUAUUACUUAUGUACGUGACACUAUUGCACAGCAAUUAUGCUGCACUCGUUGGCUUGCUAUACAAUAUACGAAAUAAACAACACGAUACAUACAAUAAUCGCUUCAGAUAGUGAUCUUCGUGAAAUCCACCGGAUGGAUCCUAUCGUGUAAUCAAAGCACCUCUUUCGUGCUUCCGAAGUUAACUCUUUCUGUCGAUUAAUCUAUGCAUGAUGCCACGAGGAAAUAUUCUAAGGACAAUAACCGAUUUAACCAGAUAAAUCCUGUAGACUUCGAAUAGAGCAAUAUUUCCUAAACGUAAACGUAUCCGUGAACGUUACUAAUCGUUGUUCUAUGUGAAUCGUGUGACACGAACACAACGGGAAGCAACCAAACGAAGAGCAGGAUAAUAUAGACGAAAAAACAAGAUAAAAAUAGAUGUAGCGAAAGCGACGUUUACUAAUUCACGCUCCUACGCCAAUUUCGCGCAAAUGUUCUUAUUUAACGCGAUACGUGUUUCGGUAUGAGGCUCGUCGAAGGGCACUGUUUGUGAUAACGCGCCCGGAGGUACGUGCAUUCAUAUGAAACGAACAAAUAAACACACAUACAGAAACGAGCGAGUACAGUCCUUUCAAGGAAAGUGUGUAAUGUAAUGACAAUGAUAUCAUUACGUUUAAGAGUUUGUAUCGGUGAAGGCCGUUGUAGGUAAUUUCUAUUAUGGCGCCUGUCUACCUCAGCUAUCCUUUUCUCGGAAAAGGAAGGAAGGAGAGGAUUUCUUGGGAAUCUUAUAGAUUUAGGAGAUUUAGAAGGUAAGCGUUCUUAAUGGUAAUUCAAAAAAUACAAAAUUGUGGAAAAGUCGUGAAAUCGACUAGUAUGAGAAAAAGAGAGAGAGAGAGAGAAAGAAAUAGAGACGUUCUAAGUUAAUAAAGAAAAGUUAAAGGAGCGUCUCGUAGAGGCAUGGAUAAUUUAUUUAGGAACAUUUAUCGAACUUUAUUGUAAUACAUGUGUAUCUACUCGGUAACGUUGCAUGCACGUGCGAAGGGCUGCGUCGUAAAGAAAUGAAUCAACGCGAACGAUGCGGAGCGUGUAUAUCACAAGUAUACAAGCGACAUUAUGAUGUAUCGUAAGAAACAUGUAUAACAGGUAUAAUAACCAAGUAUAAAAUUGAAGAACACGGGGAGAGGAAAGUGAAAGAGGAGCGCGCGUAAAAUGGUACCAAUUGUCACGCGUCUAUUGAUACCUCGAUCGACCGCGAUGGCUCGUACUUUAUGUCGGUUAACGAUCGAUCAGCCAUGAAAAGUACAGAAACUGCAUUCUUGCAUGUACAUGGGCGUCUUUGGAAGACAGACGGAUGAGGAGGAUCGUCGAGAAGCGAGCAAUCAAUGUAUACGUAAGACAAAAUAAUUGCCUGCUUAAUUAUUAAGGUAUGAGAUUUCGUUUGUAAAGACACUCUGUGUUCCAUGUAGUUGAAAGUAUAUCUAACCUGUAUCGAAACAUAGAUUACUGUGCAAGAAGUACUAUAGAAUGAUAAUUUUUUGAACUAAUUGCAAAAGAAAAUGGUGAUAACAUAAGUACAGUAGAGACACGAUAAAAAUGUGCCAAGCCGCAAAAUAGUGUAGUAUCGUAGAAAGUAGCGCAGAACGUCAUAAGCUUUUAGUGGUUAAUCCUCGGAGCAUAUACACGCAUAUAUACGUAUAUUUGUAUAAUCGUUGUACUAAUACGCGUAUCCAGUCAAUUUGAUAGUUUAGCUGCCGGUGAGUUUUUCGAGAUCGUCCUUUGAGAUUCCAGCGACGCCCAUCGUUGGUUACACGGCAGACAAAAUUAACAUAACUAUUAUAUUCUUUCGUACGAAUUACAAGCAUUGUACUACAGACUGAACUUAUCCGAACAAUUUCAUACGGUGAACGUAAUUACCGCGAUGCCUGCAUCGUUUUGCAAUUGGAGUAGCCGUUCAAACGUACUGAGACUGAAGAACGUUCUUUUCUAUGUAUAUGCAAGGAAUAGAUACAUGGUAGAAUAGAUCUGUAAUAUCAUAAUACUGUAGCUAAGGUCAGCAGUAUUCACUAGUGAAGGUUACUGAGGGAUAAGUGUUACUAGAUAUAAGUGCUACUAACAGAAAAGUAGUCACAGAAAACGUGUUCUUAUAGACAUGGGGAACUAUGAAGAGGAAUAUAAUAUUGCGAAAAAAGAGGAACCGAGCUACAGCAACAGAUAUCAUUAAAAUUUACGAUCAGUGCUGUCUGAUUACAUGUAACAUCUUUCAUAUGGCUUUGCUAUACUGCAGUAUAUCCCUAAUUGCUUUGCAGUAGGAUUUCAACCUCGCCGAUAUUUUCCAAUCCCGUGCUCCCUUCCGUAUUUUCCUCUUCAAUACUUUCUUGUUCAUUUUCUACUUAUAAUUUCUUUAACAAUAGCCAACUAUAUUUCAUGUUCUCCUAUUAGUGAGUAAAAUUAGCGUCCUGGUUUCUCAAACAAGUCCAGGUAAAGGAUUGAGACAGUAUUAAUUUUAAGUCGAGUAAUAUCCUUUCAGCAACCGAUGCUGGUAGCUAUUAUUAUAACAUUGAAUACGAGAAUUAGUUAAAAGUUAGCGACGCCCGAUGUAAGUGAAGUCGUCGACCUGCGUGAUACUCAUCGUCAGUAUAUGAAUUCUUUUCAAUCUGGCAUUUUUCUAUUCGUUCCUGUAUACUAUUAUUGUGCGUCAGUGUUCGAGUUAGCGGGUUACUUUUUUUGUACCGUAAUCGGAUUUUUCGAGUAACGUCGAACGAUACGAUGUCGUUUCACUUCGCAUCGUUCCAUUGGAUUUGUCAAACCGAUGAAAUAUCGAUCGUGGAUGAUCGAUAUGUGUGGGAUGCGCAUGCAUAUCAUAUCACGAGACGAACGGGCUGACGAGUAUUUACAUAUUUCACUGGACAAGUGAUUUUCGAAUGGAGAGAGUAACCCGGUACCGCUGGUAACAUGUACCUAUUUUCUAACGAGUGUGUAUAAUCUAUAUUGUAUAUCCGGGCACGCCAGUGUCCUCUUGUGAUUGUGAAUGAAAUAAAUAAAUCGGUACCAUAUAGAACUAUGUUUCUUGAAAACCUAUUCCAAUGAUUUUUUGUCGAUUAUUUUUAAACAAAAUUAAAAUAAAUACCUUGAAAUCUUGUUCAUGGUCAUCGAGGUCAUGUAAAUGGCACUGAAGGCCGCUUCAAGGUUAGUGAGUGCCCAUCAAUCAAUGUAGAUUUUAAUCAUUAGAGUAUCUAAUACAACAGUGAAAGUGAAAGUAAAUGAAAAACCAUCUGCAACAUCAAAUGUACUUUUCAUUUAUUUGACUACUUAUCUUUACAGAUUAGUCUACCUUAUGCUAAGAUACAACUUUCCCAUUAUGUUACCUCUAAUCGAAACGUUACGAUAAUACUAAGUAUAAAAUAAGCAAUAGAGCUUAUAUUGGUAUGUAGCAAUGACUUAAGUACCUCUACUUAAUAGUACUUUGUUAAAAGUGCCGGGAAUUAACCUGCGUCGCCCGUGUCUUCGACGAGACUGACCGACGUAUGAUGUCGCAGUUACAAUUUUGGCUUUCGAUCGGAAAUCAUAUUUAGACAAGCAUCGAGGUUUCAUUUAAAACUGUAAUUAAUUUUGCAGUCAUUUAUUCGUCGAUCGAACAUCGAUCCAUCUUUGUUUUUAUUAUUAUUAUUAUUAUUAUUUUAAUAUUUUUUUCUUUUUGUUUCAUUUUAUGGCGUUCUACGUAUCAUCUACAUCGCGUCGUAAGUUGUGAAAAAGUUAGGCCAUAUUAUUAUCUUUCUUCGUAUCUCGAUUAUUUUUCUUUUUUGCAUUUCUUUUCUCUACUCCCCCCCCCCCCCCCCUCCACGCUAUAAUUUUUCCUUUUAUACUUUUUGCCACACUUCACCCCCAAUUUGCUAAUCGAACAUUCUCAGAGCGAAUAUUAGGAUUCUAAAUGCUGGCUUGAAAUUACGAUUAACAAUGGACAUGGCGUAACGUGGUGGUGAAAUAUACAUUAUGCAUACAUAGAAAACAAUAUGCCGCGGAACGAUGUUCAGUCUUUGAAGAAAUGUAACUGCAGUGAUUAAAUUGGUUUAUUUGUGUUGUGAACCGGAUGGGCUUAAGCUUAAUCCAGAGCGGAUGGCUCGUGUAGCAUUACAAAUGCUGUACAAUUAUUUAAAUCGUAUCGCUUACCAUAAGAAACGGACUCACGAUUAUAAAACACUACUUGACGCAGAUGAACUCGAUGAUCACGUUUAAACAAUCGCAGUUCUACAUGAUUUCGCUACAUGUCCUUAUUAUUCUCUGUGUGUAUGUGUUUCUUCUUCAUCAUCGUAUUUUUCUCUGUUUGCAUUAUUAUUAGUUUUAGUUUUCUCUCUACAAUCUCGCAUAUAUUGACUUUUAUCGAUUGAUUGGAAAAUUAUUUCGCGUUCGAGAAGAAGCUCGCAACGACGGUACAGUUUCCCCUUUCACGAAACAAUCGCCAAGGAUUUCGAAUCCAAAUUGCACGGAUACACGUUUCGAUCUUCCUCGCUAUCGAAUCGAUUCCACGUCGUCGUCACGAUUUUCUUCAACCGCGGCGCAGUUAAAUACUGAAGAGGUUACGAUUCUAACGACUAAGCGUCCGAGUAAGUGUUAUCCCGUGACAUUUAUGCGCUUGUCCCUCUCAUCCGCCCGUGAUUACGCUUAGAACGUUUGGUUAAAUCCGUACGUAAGUACUUCUACGGGCAGUUCCGUAUGUAAACGAACCGUUUAAUCUUCUUGUGUAUUUAUUUUCUUCCACCUAUUUCUUCCUUUACAUUUUUCUCUUCCUUUUUUGUAUUCUUACCUUUUUGCGUAAUUUUUCUCCUAACAUCUUGCAUGUGGUUCGUAAUUACCUCGCACUUUCUUGAUGAUUCACGGUAAAUAACGCAAACAUCGUCUUUUCUUGGCUCGAUUUGGAAACCAUCGGACGAACCCUAACUCGUUCUCGAAUUGUACAAAUCUUUGUUUCUUUUUUUUUAUUUUACCUUCUUCGUGCUCGCUUUUUCUUUUGUAUCGUUCGCGUCUACCGAUUCAAUUAUUAUAAUAUUUCUUAAUAAGUAUACAUGUCAAAAUGCAUUCACAAACGCGUGUGAUGUCAAGAA
Messenger RNA from Bombus huntii, 7868 nucleotides. RefSeq names its product synaptotagmin-10-like. Gene Ontology annotation, cellular component: membrane. Gene Ontology annotation, molecular function: calcium-dependent phospholipid binding; clathrin binding; phosphatidylserine binding. NCBI's taxonomy places the organism in Eukaryota, Metazoa, Arthropoda, Insecta, Hymenoptera, Apidae. The record is from RefSeq and is a predicted model, not a curated record. Bases 151 to 1599 code for a protein of 482 amino acids. The transcript is spliced from 10 exons. Gene Ontology annotation, biological process: regulation of calcium ion-dependent exocytosis; regulation of dopamine secretion; cellular response to calcium ion.